UCCUGAUCUGUUAUCGACUUGUGAGGCUGUUUGUAGUUUUUAUGUCUCCUGCCAGGUUUCGCUUUUGAACCGUUUUGAACGAGGAAGUACCCAAGCGUUACUUGGAUUGUACAGCACUAUAUUAAGGAUGGCCACCGCGCCGCAGUCACUUCACAUGAGAUCGACUGAUCUCAUCAAAAAAGAGGUCCUGGACUACGGAGGAUUUGGAGAAGUUUACCUGUGCUAUCAUGUAACCCUCGGUCAGGUGGUGUUGAAGACCAUGUAUACAGGCCCUAUCCGCACUGAGGAGAAUAAAAGGUCGCUGCUGGAGGAGGGAAACAUCAUGGCAAGCCUGAACCAUGAACGAGUGGUCAAAUUGCUGGGUGUGAUCAUGGAAGAUAGAGACUGCUCACUAGUUAUGGAACUCCUCCCCAGAGGCAACCUGUCGGUCAUGCUAGAGACGGUCCCAGUGCCAAUAUCCAUCAAAGGCAGAAUCAUCUUAGAGAUUUUGGAAGGGAUGGUGUAUCUUACAGAAAGAAAUGUCAUACACAAGGACAUCAAGCCAGAAAACAUUUUAGUGGACAAGGAUUUUCACAUCAAGAUUGCAGACCUUGGCCUGGCAACCUGUCAGACAUGGAGCAAACUCACAAAGGAGGAGUCUCGCAGGAAGAGUUGUUUAGGUCGAUCAGCAGGGGUGAGAGGUGCUGGCACACUGAGCUACAUGGCCCCUGAGCACCUGGAGAGUAUACAUACACCCUCUACUGAGAAGUCUGACGUCUACAGCUUUGCAAUUGUGGUUUGGGUCAUCCUCACAAGGGAAGAGCCAUAUGCAAAUGCAAGAAGUGAAGAACAAAUCAGCCAGUGUGUCCGAAACGGCGACCGACCUGCAGAGAACCUUAUUCCAGACGACACGCCUGGAGAGAUAAUUCAGCUCAUGAAGAGGUGCUGGGAUCACAACCCGCUGCAACGGCCAACAUUUAAAGAGGGCUACGACUUCUUCUUUCCUAUUUACAUGGCAACGCUUGAACCACACGUAGAGGAAGAUUUACUUGAUCUGAGGAAAUUAUAUGAAGGCCCAGAUGACCUUGUUGAGAAGAUGAAAUCUUUAUCAAUCUCCCAGUUUUUUUUUUCGGCAGAUUGCCCAGCUCCUUUAGUGAGUUCAGACAGAAGUGUACCUGUGCCAGUUGAAGCCAGUAUUGAGGACAUGCAUGACAUCCAAUAUGAGCCACCUGUGGAGUCUAUUCAGACAGACGCCAAGGCAGCCAAGCCCCCUUCAGCUUUGGAGGAGAAACUGGGUCGGGAGCUUCAGUACCACAAACAUGGUAGCUAUAACUGUGAGCCUGACGUUGCCAACAGCUACCAUCCCAAAAACUUAAAUCCUUUCCUGCAUAACCACUUCAGCCCUGCAGAUCACGCUAUCAGGCAACAAGAACAAGACAGACCCUCUAAUGCAUCCUCUGUCCAUUCCUGGACAAAAGCUGAACCGGUGCAGCCCACCAGCCAGGAAGAGGCUUGGUAUCGCCCUACUGCUGGUCUCUAUGACUCCAUGAACUCUUCCACACCUACUCCAUCCCACUUUCCAAUGUCUUCCAGCAGCCCGUCUCUAUCACAAUUUAACCAGCAACAUCCACAUUCCCACUAUGAACGCCAGCAGUCCUGGCCAGCGUACCCAGUGUCUGAUACAUCUGCUCCUGACAUCAGUCCUGGGCGUCUCCUGACCUCUUCCAAGAACGGCUUAAAUCACGAUCCAGGAUCUCUUUACAUUCAAAAUGCCAGCGGGAUCCAGAUUGGGAACAGCAACAUGAUGAGCAUCAGAAGUUACGAUCCCUCCAACUGUUCUCUACUUUCUAACGCCUCAGCUAACUCUCCCAUCGAAGAAGCCAUUCUGAAAUAUGAGGACCAUGCUGUGACCGAGGAGCACCUUGAUCUGCUGAGCGACAACAUCGGAGGCAAAUGGAAGCGUUGCGCGCGGCGACUAGGUCUGACCAGUGUAGAAAUAGAGACCAUUGAACAUGACUGUUUCCGGGAUGGCCUUCCAGAGAUGGUGCACCAGAUGCUGGAUCGUUGGAAAAUGAAGGAGGGAAGUGUCGGCUGCACAAUCGGGAAGCUUUGUCGUGCUCUGAAAGGCAACAUAAAGGUAGACGUCAUCCAGAAAAUAUUGGACAUCUGCAGUUCUUCAUCUUAGAUCUGAUAAAUGGUCUACCUCAUUCCCUCUUAAGUGACUUUCUGCCUAUGAUGGGGGAAAAAAAUACUGUUUGCAGCAUUUAAAGGCUGCCUUUUAACCAAAACCAAAAAAGCAUAUUCAUUUUGGUUUUUAUUUGCAAUGGGUUUGAAAUAUAUUCCUUGUCGCUGCCGAAUACAAUUGAAUGUAGAAUGUUGUUUGUGUUGCUCAAAGCUUUGAAAAUUAGAUCAUUAGAUUAGAACAUCAACAGCUAAACCCAAUUGUAUCUUUCCAGAAAAUGUAUCUUUGUUACUCAUAAGAACCUCAGAGCUCACUGUCUGACUUUUUCUACCAAACAUCUUAUGAGCAGUAGAGACGAACACGGUCAGGGUUCAGGAUUUUCUAAUCUAGCUAGCGUUUCAAAAUAAUUUUUUAUUUUUUUUAUUUACCAUGAAGUAAUAAUUACCUAAAGGAUUAGUCUUCCUUAUUCAUGUGUCAGAUGAUAUAUUGUAGCUGAACUGUUACAAAAGUAAUAUUCUUAAUACAAUCAUUGUCAAGUAUGUAAGUUUUUCAGAAAUAAUUCUCUGCAUGAUUGUGGGAUGGGAAAGCCAUUGAGUUUGUGCACGGUUGCUGUGGCUUUAACUGAAUAAUGAAUACAAGAUAGGUUUCUCACCAUUUAAACAUUAGAUUGUCUGUCUUGGAGAUGUGUUCAUGUCUUGUUUCAUUACAAAAUUCAUUGUCACUUUCUGUACUGGGUCUCACAGUUGCAAUGUAGUUCUCACUACACAAUAGACUUACGUCCAACAUCACACAAAAAACAGCAUCGCCCUGUUCUCUCCCAAACCUGGAUCUAAAUUUAUUUUAAAGCCAUUUAGAUUUUUUGAAUAAACUGUGUGUACAUAUGUGUCUAAAAUUUCAAAAUAAGUGUAUUUCAUGUAUUUCAUAGAUUGCACUUCACACCUUGAGCUAAAAUUGUUUCUAGUUUAGUAUUUCAUUGGUUAUCCCCUGCAACUAGUUAUUGGAUGUCAAUAUAAUAAAAACAUAUACAGGGUUGAGAUUAGACACCACUACAUCCAGAAUAUAGCUGUUUCCCAAUUCCAGACUACAUCCUAAAUCUAAGAUAGUGUUGAGAAUGAAGUAAAAAAAAAAAAAAGACCCCAUAAGUGUUUGACUUUUGACUUUGCUCUUGAUGAAAUUUCCAAAGAAAUGGAAAGGUUCACACAGCUGGAGAGAAAACUAACAAUGUGAAUACUCCAGAAAACAUGAACCCCAUAUACCUGUACACAAUGAUAACAUUAAAUCCCCAAAUUAGACUCUUGGCAGCUCUGCAUAUACUAAGACAAUACUUUGAAAACAAUUUCUUACAUGGCAGUAUAUUGUAUAAUGUGGAUAUUUGUUCCUAGAGUUUAGACAGCUUAAAUAGCUGUGUGUUUGUCUAGAUUAUCAGCUUUUACUCCCCCCAAAUACACCUGACAGGGAGACUGAUUUUCCCUUUUGUCAUUGAAAAGACUGUUAAACCCACAUGUAUUGGUCUACAGAUGUGAUGAUAGUAUGCAUUUGCAAAUCAAACCGCCACUGCUGUUCCUUUUCACCUGGUGAGUUUAAUAAUCUCUUCACUAAACACAAGGAUAUUAAUCCUUCCAUGCCAUAAAUGAUUAUUGAUAAGGUCUUGGGAUACAAAUGUGAACAGGCUUUCUAGUUUCUUAACAGUAAUUACAUCUAUUUAUCAGAUUCAGGGAUGCUGUGAAAAUGGCACCCUGUUGAUCGAAAGAUCAAAUCUAAUUAGGUACCUUGUUAUAAUCGUGCCUUGCAACUAAGAAAUUGGUAAAACCACAGUAGUCUAAUUAAAAUAGAUGAAAAAGCAGUAGGCACAUGGGAUAAGCAGAUAUGAGGGUAACAAUUCUGUGACUGGUAGAGAAACUGAAACAAUAGUUGGAGUUGUCAAUGAUUUGUUCCUGAUGAAUUGCCUUAAUCCAAUUCCAGUCAUGUUUACUGGACACAAUGGAUUUACAUGCAACAAUUACAGACAACAUGAACUUAAUAGUCUUUCUCCACUAAAGAAUGUAUCUACUGCUGCA
Messenger RNA from Perca fluviatilis (European perch), 4218 nucleotides. RefSeq names its product receptor (TNFRSF)-interacting serine-threonine kinase 1, like (gene ripk1l). The coding region runs from base 128 to 2164 and encodes 678 amino acids. The record is from RefSeq and is a predicted model, not a curated record. Gene Ontology annotation, molecular function: JUN kinase kinase kinase activity; ATP binding; protein binding. The transcript is spliced from 11 exons. Gene Ontology annotation, biological process: protein phosphorylation; signal transduction. NCBI's taxonomy places the organism in Eukaryota, Metazoa, Chordata, Actinopteri, Perciformes, Percidae.